Molecule: messenger RNA, 2379 nt
Organism: Echinops telfairi (small Madagascar hedgehog)
Lineage: Eukaryota; Metazoa; Chordata; Mammalia; Afrosoricida; Tenrecidae
Gene: CFAP119
Product: cilia and flagella associated protein 119
Exons: 9
Coding region: 39-1001 (320 amino acids)
Source: RefSeq, a predicted model, not a curated record
GGGACCGCGGGGACCCCCAGCACCCGAGAGCGACGAGAAUGAUCCGCCAGAAGUCGGAGCGUGACUCGUCCUCGGAACUGCGGGGGGAACUGGAGAAGGAUUUCGGCUCAGGGUGUGAAUCGGGCACGAAGAUGGGAGCGGGUGUGCGGACCGAUUCGGGGACUGCUGCCUCAGUGGCCAUCAAUGACGAUCCGGGAGCCAACUUGUUCCCACCGCCGUUGCCCCAGCCUGGGAUCUGCAUGUGGAAGUACCUGGACGUCCAUGCAAUGCACCAACUCGAAAAGACCACCAAUACCGAGGAGAUGAGGGAAGUGCUGGCCGAGCUGAUGGGGCUGAGCUGUCCUGAGCAGAAUCUCCGUGAGGCCAUCACCCUGGACCUCUUCUCCCAUGCCCUCAUCUUCUGCCGCCAGCAAGGCUUCUCCAUGGAGCAGACGUCCACGGCUUGUGCCCUGCUCCAAGAUCUCCACAAGGCCUGUGUUGCAACCCCCUUGGGCAACGUGGAGGAGUGCUACCGCUACUUCACCAGUGUGCUCUUUUGCCACGGAGUCAGGCGGCCUCCCUUCAGCGUCAACAUUUUUAAUGAGGAGCAGCUGCUGGCCCUGUUGGACUACGUGGUCAACACCUACUUCCGCCACUUCAAGCUCUACAAAUAUGUUUUCACGCCCCAGGUGCGGCUGGACCUAUCCUUGGCUUAUGUGGGGCUCCAGCUGCCCAUGCCCUCGCCAGCAGAGACCGGAAGUGAAGAGGAAAAGGCCGAGGAGCUGGAGCCGGCCCCUCAGGAGCAGGAGCCAGGGCCGCUGGCCCAGCCGGAGGAGGAGCCGAGCCAGGUCUCCCUCCUUCGAGCCUUCAUCAACACCCAGCUGAGCAAGGAGCUAGGGCAGCUGCGGCAGAUGGUGGAGCAGCGGCUCCUGGCCAGCGAGGAGCGACUCCGCGGCAAGCUGGCCACGCUGGAGCGGCCUUCCCAACUGCCCCUGGGCAGAGGCAAGCCCAAGGCCAAGUGACCUCCAGUUCCCCCCCCUCCCACCCAAUAAAGGCCUGGGCCUUGCCCACCCUGCCCCUCCUGAGCUUCUCUGCCCAAGGCAGACACCAAACACAUGGCACUCACUCUCCCUGGCACGGAGCAGACUUUAUUUCCUGUGGAGGAUGGGCAGCACUGGCAAGGUCAGGCGUGACAGCCCGGUGCUCCCUGCCCCUCUUCCAGCUGUCUCAGUCCUGGUGAGCGCCGUAGGUAUACAGUAGGUCUUUAUGAUAACGGCAUGGUCAGUGGUAGGCCUAGCCAGGCAUGAGGGCUGGAGCCCAGGGCCCACAGGGGCUGGACUGCGGCAAGUCCUCGUGGGGAGUUCGGCACCCCGAGGUCCUAGCCCAAUGCCAGCAGCCCCUCAUCCUCCAGGACAGCCGCCGAGACCCCUUCCUCUUCCGGCCCCGAGAGGUGGGACGGCCCAGGGGGGCGGUGCUGGAAGAGGGCUGCCCGGUUCUGCUGCUCCCCCUUCUUCACCCAGUGCCCAUAGAGCCGGAAGGCGCAGCUGUCGAUGAGGCGCCGGACUGGGCGCAGGGCAUACGGAUCCCUCAACAGGGCACUCUUGGUCAGGGGCCGGAUGCGGUGGGCACUUAAGGCCACUCGCCCAGCAGCCAGCACUGUCCACACUGCCACCUGAGAAGGGGGCGUGCAUGUGAGGUGUGAGCGUUGGUGUAGACGCCAACUCCAGGAGGCUCAGGGCAGUGAGACCAGCCCUGCCGGGGGCUGGAAGAAGCUCGCAGGCUUACCCGGAAGCGCUGGCGGGGGCUGAGGGUCCAGGGCUGGCUGCCUUCACAGCGCUCAAAGAAGGGGUGGCGCAGAGCCUGCUCGGCCGUCAGCCGGACCUCCGGAUCCACCUGCAGCAGCCUUGCGAUCUAGGGGCAGGGCCAGCACUCAGUGGGCGGCUCCUGGCCCUCCCCUCUCGCCCUCUCCUGGCCCCAGCUCACCAGGUCUUUGACCGUGCGGGAACGGUCGUCCCACUCGGGCGAAGUGAACUGGUAGCGGCCCUCCAUGAUCAUCCGCAGCAUCAGGAUCUGGCGCCGGUGCCAGAACGGUGGUGAGCCGGCCAGGAGUGUGAACAAGAUGACCCCACAGGCCCAGCUGGGGACAAAACCAGCGUCAGGCAGGGCAGAGGGGGAAGUGGAGACCCAAUAUGUUGAAAGGCUGCACACGGGGAAGGGCGACAGGGACCAGACUCACAGGUCGACUUCCCUGCCAUAGCCUGGGUGGGUUUCAUCCAUCGAGCAUUUGAGGAUCUCUGGAGCUAGAUACCCUGGGGUCCCACACAACUCUGGAGAGAGAGAAGAUUGAGCUGAAAUUACUAAACCCAUCAACCCAUGAAACAAUAAAUGAACGAAAAUCUA